Molecule: messenger RNA, 1116 nt
Organism: Symbiodinium necroappetens
Lineage: Eukaryota; Dinophyceae; Suessiales; Symbiodiniaceae
Source: the annotation of a GenBank genome assembly
AUGGCCAGCACGACGAACCUUGAUGAUUAUACCCAGCGCUUGAAGUUCCUCAAGGAGUUAUGGCCAGCCGAUAGCAUUCAGCAUUUGGGUCCACGGGCGGCUCUUCAAGUGGAGGGCUCAGCUUUCCAGAAGAUCAGCAGGAUUGCUCCGGAGAAGCUUCGCAGUGAAGAAGGAGUCAAGCUCAUCGUGGAGGCCCUUGGGGGAGCAUGGGGCAAAACUGCGGUUGAGGAGAAGUUUCACUUCUUCGAGCAGGCGAUCUUUCAGGUGUCCCAGAAAAAUGACGAAACCAACGAUUCCUAUCUAGCACGCCAUGAUGCUUUCUUUGAAGAACUACUUGCGCGCAAAGUCACCAUAGAGGAAGUGCGCGCCUACGUUUUGCUACGUCACAGCCAACUCGCCCCAGAAGAUAAGAAGAGGGUGGUCAUCGAGUCCGAGGGCAACCUCAAGUACAAAGAGACAGUCAAAGCGAUCAGAUUGUUGGGCUCCAAAAUUUUUGGAGAUCUUCAGAACAAGAGUGCCACAGGAAGCCGAGGCUUGGAACGGAACAAGGUCUACGACGUGCACUACACGGAGGAAAGUGGAGCCGAGGAUGUCUAUUACAGCGCUGUGUCCGAGGAGGAACCGAACGACGAGGACCUCCUUUGCUACUUCCUGGACAUCAACGAUGAGGACGCUAUCUACAUCACCGAGUUUGAGGACAGCAUCGUGGAUGCCAUCCAGGACAGCGAGCUGGCGCCAGUGUAUGUGACAUACCAGGAGGCUCGACAAAGGCUUCGUGAGAAAGCAAAAGCACGUGGAUAUUGGCCCGCCAAGGGCCGCGGAAAGACGAAAGGAUCCGGAAAGAAAGGCAAAGGAACUUCAUCGUCUUCAGUUCCGGGGUGGGGCACAGGUCGCAACCGGUCUCUCGCGGACCGCAUUGCGAAUUCCACCUGUCGCAUUUGCCACCAGAAGGGCCACUGGAAGCGGGAGUGUCCCCGCAGAGUGGGCCAGGAGGGCAAUGAAUCCAAGGUGGAGGUGACCCACUUUACCCAAGAGACCUCGGACCUCUACGCCCAGAACCUCCCAGAGAUUCUCCACACCGUGCCACCGGAGUCCGAGCCCUACUUUGGAGAAGAG